ACAUAUCCAAACUUAAACUUAAGUUUUCAAAAUUAAAAAUCCAAAAAAAUGAAUAAAUUCAUAGCAAUUUGUUGUAUUGCGAUUUUAUUCGACCUAGCCAAGGCUACAGAUUAUUGCUCGGACUCUAUUUGUGAUGGGAAAAAAGGCUCUCAUAUUGCUUGUGAUCAUGAUGGGGAAUUUUCUUCCUCUUGUCCGGAUGAUGCUGAAAUGGUUGAAAUGACUAGUUCUCUGCAAAAACUUAUUGUGGAUGAACAUAAUAAAAAACGUAAUAUUAUAGCUGGCGGUGAUGAUGAUUUUAAACCUGCCUGUCGCAUGGCCACCAUGGAAUGGGAUGAUGAAUUAGCCAAGUUAGCUGAAUAUAAUGUUAUGCAGUGUAAAAUGAAUCAUGAUGAUUGUCAUAAUACUGAGGAUUUCAAAUACUCUGGACAAAAUCUUGGUUCCAUAGGCUUUUCGGAUAAUAAAAAUGAUACUGAGCAAAUAACGAAAUCAAUUAAAUUGUGGUUUGAGGAAAAGAAGGAUGUUGAUCAGUCCAUUCUUGAUGAAUAUCCCAGUGAUUAUUCUGGACCUGAUAUUGGCCAUUUUACCGUUAUGAUGGUUGAUCGUAAUAUUCGUGUAGGUUGUGCUGCUGCCACUUAUUCCAAGGACUCUCAUAAUAAUUAUUUGUUUGCCUGCAAUUAUGCCUCUACUAAUAUGGUGGGUUUUCCAAUAUAUAAAAGUUGCGAUAAGGCAGCUGAUGAUUGUGAAUCUGGCACUAAUUCAUCAUAUAAAAAUUUGUGUUCUACUUCGGAAUCUUAUGAUGUUAAUAAGUUUCAGUUGAAGGAUUCUUUUUUUUUUAAUCUGUAUGUUUGAUUUAUGGUGAAUGGAGAAUUUUUUGUUAUUAUGUUUUAAAUUUGUUAUUGUCAGUAAUUUUACAAAAUUUCUUUAAAUUGUGUUAUUUUAAAAUAAAUUGCAUAUUUUGUUGUAAACAUUUUCUACUUGUUUUUGGUAUAAAUUGUGUUAAUAUUUCAAGUCAACUAAAAAUUUGAUUGAUAACAGAAUGAAAGCAUUAAGUGUUAUAAAUCAUUGUAAAGUUAAA
Molecule: messenger RNA, 1075 nt
Organism: Lucilia cuprina (Australian sheep blowfly)
Lineage: Eukaryota; Metazoa; Arthropoda; Insecta; Diptera; Calliphoridae
Product: antigen 5 like allergen Cul n 1-like
Exons: 3
Coding region: 49-849 (266 amino acids)
Source: RefSeq, a predicted model, not a curated record